Aspergillus melleus is the source of this 2703-nucleotide messenger RNA. Its product is annotated as putative C6 transcription factor Prf. The coding region runs from base 1 to 2703 and encodes 900 amino acids. The record is from RefSeq and is a predicted model, not a curated record. The transcript is spliced from 6 exons. NCBI's taxonomy places the organism in Eukaryota, Fungi, Ascomycota, Eurotiomycetes, Eurotiales, Aspergillaceae. Gene Ontology annotation, biological process: DNA-templated transcription; regulation of DNA-templated transcription. Gene Ontology annotation, molecular function: zinc ion binding; DNA-binding transcription factor activity, RNA polymerase II-specific; DNA binding. Gene Ontology annotation, cellular component: nucleus.
AUGGCGGACUUUUACGACGAACAGUCGCAACAACCCCCCUCCAACAAUUCUACCUUGCAUUCCCAACAUGCUUCGAUGAAUCUCGAUGCGGCGGGUCACAGCGAUGUCGAUGGGCUCUACGUGCCCCGCCCGAAACGCAUCGCAUGCGUCGUCUGCAGGAGGAGAAAAUUAAGAUGUGACGGCAAAAAACCCAGCUGCGGAACCUGUGCGCGAUUGGGGCAUGAAUGCGCCUACGACGAAGUCCGAAAAAAAAGCGGUCCGAAGCGGGGUUAUGUGAAGCAGUUGGAGGCACGGUUGGCUCAGGUUGAGACUUUACUCAGAACCCAAGAAGGGAGCGCCCAGACGAACGAUUUCAGCGCCCCGGCGCAGAACGAACUGACAGACAUACCCGGGUCGACCACUUUGUCAAAUGGCACGAGUACACCUAUUUCGCCUCCUGAAGCGACGGUGAAUCAAACUCUUCCGGGACAAGUAUAUCUACCACCGCCCGUACGCGACUCCCAUACCUCCGCGUGGGACAUGAUAAGUCUGGGACUGGAAGAGCCUCUCCCAGCCCGGGAAGUCAUUGAUGAACUAAACCAAAUCUAUUUCGAAAAAAUCCACCCCGCGCUCCCCAUAUUACACCGGCCGAGGCAUUUAGCGGCCAUGGACUUGGCCCCAAAUAUUCGACCCCCGGUCUGUUUGCAAUACAUCACAUGGAGUCAUGCUGCAACGGUCAGUGACAAAUUCCAUAAUCUGCAUGAACUCUUCUACCAGCGAGCCCGCAAAUACGCUGAGCUGGAGGAGAUGAAAGGUCUUGGCGAGGGUGUCUUGUCCUUGGCGUGCUGUCAGACAUGGCUACUUAUCGGUACCUACGAGUUUCGAAUGAUGUGCUUCCCCCGGGCUUGGCUCAGCGUUGGGAAAGCCUCGCGAUUGUCACUCAUGCUCGGUUUGAACCGAAUAGAUGGUCUCGGCCACGGUGUGAAACAGUCACUCCCAGCGGCCAGGGAUUGGACGGAAAAGGAGGAGCGACGACGGGUCUUUUGGAUGACGUACUGCGUUGACCGGUACGCCAGCGUCGGAACUGGAUGGCCUGUGUUGAUGGAUGACCGAGACAUCACGACUAAUCUACCCGCCAGCGAAGAAGCUUUUGUUAAAGGCCAGCCGCAGCAGACUGCGAGUGUCAGCGACAUUGUGGCUGGUGACCGUAUCCCCACGCUCUCGCCGUUCGGGAGCGUUGUAUUCAUGGCAUAUCUCUUUGGCCGGAAUCUUACCCAUCUUCAUCGUCCCGAUCCACAAGACAACGAGCAUGAUCUGAACGGGCUGUACUGGCAGCGACAUCGAUCUCACGAUAACAUUCUGCUCCAUUUUGCUUUGGCAAUGCCAAAUCAUCUUCGCCUGCCCGCGGGUGUGGCUGAUCCCAAUGUGAUCUUCUGUAACAUGGCGAUUCAUACCUCGACGAUAUGUCUUCACCAAGCGGCCAUCUUCAAGGCAGAGAAGAACAAAAUCUCCGAACAGAUUGCCACUGAGAGUAAACGGAGGUGCAUAGUUGCCGCAGAUCAAAUAUCCAACAUCAUGAAGAUGAUCAGCCACAUGGAUUUGACGAUUAUGAACCCAUUCAUGGCGUUCUGCGUCUAUAUUGCAGCCAGAGUGUUUGUACAGUACCUCAAGUCUCGUUCCGAUGACUCUGCCGCCCGAUCCUCUCUACAAUUCCUCUUCUCCGCUCUAGGCGCACUGAAGCAGAAGAAUCCCUUGACCGAGUCCUUCCUGGUCCAACUGGACGUCGACAUCGAGGGCACCGCAAUCGAUGACAUCCGACCUCGACCAUCAAAAAGGAUUCGCCACGCGCCGAAUCGUACGCACUCGGACGAAGAAACCGCACCAGACACCCAACCUCUAAGAUCCAUCUGCCCCAAUUCACGGGCGACACCUGCCCCCGAAGAAGAGGAUUCGCCAUCCUCAAACAACUCCCGUCAAGCCUCCGCCCGUCCACCCACAACCCUACCCAGCCGACAAAAACAACACCCCCUUCCCUUCAACCCCGCUUCCCUCUCCUCUUGCUCCAUGCCUAAUGACAUGUAUUUACCGCGGGCAAGGAACGACGUCGUCGCCCCCACGGGCAGUUGCGGAGGAGGACGAGGCGCCGCGAGUGGCGCACCCCUCGACAUGGAUCUAUCGCCUGGAUUCACCGACGCCAGCACAAACAGCACCUCCACCACCACGCACAAUAACAGCAACACCAUCAUUCCCGAAGAUACAGGAGUGACUUUAAACCGCCCGUCUCUAAGCGGACAUCCUCAGCUCACAGCUAUGCAGAAUGGCUCGCAGCACCAGCGCCAGCAGCACCAGCUAAACCCACAUCAACACCAACACCAACAACACCCGCAUCCCCACCCAUCUAGCACCACCCAUCCACUAGAGCCAAGCACUUCGAUGGGCACAUCAUCCCUCGAGGACAUCGACAUGGUGUCUGGCCCGUACAUCGGCAUCGCAUACCCAGGCCGAGGAGGAUUCCCGGCAACGGGGAUCGUGACGCCUCUCGACUCGACCGGGUCAGAGGGUUCGAUGCCCAUGCCCUCGGCGUGGGACUUUGCGCCCACCCAGGAUCCCAACGCCGCCGACGUGACUCAGAUGACGCCAGGAGGGAUGGACUCGUUCAAUGAUGCGCAGUGGGCGCAGCUUCUGGCCUCGGGGAAUUGGGAUGCGUGGCGGAAUCAUGCAUAG